Loa loa (African eye worm) is the source of this 435-nucleotide messenger RNA. RefSeq lists its product as hypothetical. The record is from RefSeq and is a predicted model, not a curated record. The transcript is spliced from 3 exons. Bases 1 to 435 code for a protein of 144 amino acids. NCBI's taxonomy places the organism in Eukaryota, Metazoa, Nematoda, Chromadorea, Rhabditida, Onchocercidae.
AUGGAAAACAUGGAAUAUGUAACUUACUCUUUCCGUCAAGUUCCUUUCUUAUCGUCUUUUACAACCGUAUUUAGCGUAUUAAGUAGUGAUCAAGUCACAAAACGGGGUGUGGAGUGUGUGAAGAUUAGGGAUGUAUGGAUCCAAUGGGGCGCUGUUGUACAUUCCGUUGAUGAUCUUCCUUAUUGUCCUUUACAACGAGUAUUUGACAUAUUACAUAAUGAUUUAUGUAACCUGUUCGUGGCCUAUGUCGCCGUCGCGCGGACGGCAGGGGAAAGAGGAGACAAGGGUAAUGAUGUUAACCGAUAUUCAUCUCCUCGGACCCUACCGAGGACAUUGGUUCGACAAGCUGAGAAGGGAAUGGCAGAUGUACCGGUCGUUUCAAUCAGCCAUAUCACUGAUGCAUCCACAUGCUGUUUUCUUUUUAGAUUUGUUUGA